Vespula vulgaris is the source of this 4094-nucleotide messenger RNA. RefSeq names its product dual specificity mitogen-activated protein kinase kinase dSOR1 (gene Dsor1). The record is from RefSeq and is a predicted model, not a curated record. Lineage: Eukaryota; Metazoa; Arthropoda; Insecta; Hymenoptera; Vespidae. Gene Ontology annotation, biological process: protein phosphorylation. The transcript is spliced from 9 exons. Gene Ontology annotation, molecular function: ATP binding; protein kinase activity. The coding region runs from base 725 to 1975 and encodes 416 amino acids.
UUUAUGGCCACGAGUCGAGUUAAAAAGUUAUGGGAGCUUUGUUUUUAUUUUCGCGCUAAAGUAAGAAACGUGAAUAUAAUUAAUAAGGAGAGAAGAAGCAUAUUAAUAUUUAUUUUCUUCUAUAAAAAAAUAAAUCGGUCCAUACACGUAUGAAGUAUAAUAUAUAUGUAAGAUAUCAUUUGUCAAACUAUUGACUCUUCAAGUAUAGUCUAUGAUUUUCGGAAUAGCUAACUGUGUGCGUUCUAUCGUUCAACGUUAACUUCGCGGCUCCCUGAAAAGAGUCGGAUAACCUGUAUUUCUUUAAUGAAAUAUUUCGGAAAAGAAUGUAUAUUACGAAUGUUUGUUUUUUGAUUUUCUAUCAUCGGUGUUGGAUUUAAAGAAAAAAAUAAUAAUAAAAUAAAAUAAAAAUAAAUUAGAAAAAUAAUUCUCUCCUCAAAUAAAUAUAUAUAACUCUCGAGACAGAGUUGUGAGAUUGACAGAUCAAAGAAAAUAACGAUUUUCUCAAGAACAUUUAAAUGCAAUUUUCUAAUAAGUUAGAAAUGCAAGUGUUGUUACAAAAAUUGUACGAGCUGUAUAAAUUGUAAAUAACAAAAAGAAAAAAAAAAAAAUAAGAAGAAGAAGAAAAAGAAGAUAACGUACAAAGAAAAGGAAAAAGAAAUUUUUUUGUGUAGAGAACUCGCACCUAAUUGAUUUGUUGCGUUGGUGAUACUUCUUCACAUAACAAAUGUCAAAAAACAAAUUAAACUUGACGUUACCACCUGGCUCGAUUGAACCGGUUCCAGCUGUUUCCCCAUCACCACCAGUUCCACCACUGCCUACAUAUUCAGAACCACCCGUUAUACCUGACGGUGUAAUGGGUAAGAUGAGUAUCGACGCUAUUCAAGAAAGAUUAGAAGAGUUGGAGAUGGAUGAGGAGCAACGAAAGAGAUUAGAAAGUUUCUUAGGACAAAAGGAGAAGGUAGGAGAAUUAUGUGAUGAUGAUUUUGAAAAACUUGGCGAACUAGGUGCUGGCAAUGGUGGAGUUGUUAUGAAAGUUAGACAUAAAAAGUAUGGGCUUAUUAUGGCAAGAAAGUUGAUUCAUUUAGAAGUAAAACCAGCUAUUAAAAAGCAAAUUAUAAGGGAAUUAAAAGUAUUACACGAAUGUAAUUUUGCUCACAUAGUUGGAUUCUAUGGUGCUUUUUACAGUGAUGGUGAGAUUAGCAUAUGCAUGGAAUAUAUGGAUGGAGGAUCAUUAGAUUUGAUAUUAAAAAAAGCUGGAAGAAUUCCUGAACCUAUUCUAGGCACUAUUACAUCCGCUGUACUGAAAGGUCUAAGUUAUUUGCGCGACAAGCACGCUAUCAUGCAUCGCGACGUUAAACCAAGCAACAUUCUUGUAAAUAGUGCAGGAGAAAUAAAGAUUUGCGAUUUUGGUGUCUCUGGUCAAUUGAUAGAUUCCAUGGCUAAUUCGUUCGUUGGUACCAGGAGUUAUAUGUCGCCAGAAAGAUUACAAGGUACUCAUUAUUCCGUACAAAGUGAUAUUUGGUCGUUAGGUUUGUCUCUCGUUGAAAUGGCUAUUGGUAUGUAUCCCAUUCCACCUCCUGAUGAAAAGACAUUGGCGUCGAUAUUUGGUACGCAAAUAGGAAGUCAACCUUCAACAGAGACUGCUGCAACAAAUAGUGAGCCAACACCUGCUCAACAAUCACCUGGACAUAGCGCAGGUAGCCCAAGACCUAUGGCAAUAUUUGAAUUAUUAGAUUACAUUGUCAAUGAACCACCACCAAAAUUGCCAGCUGGCUUUUUCAGCGAAGCAUUCACAGAUUUUGUUGAUCGUUGCUUAAAGAAAAAUCCAUCGGAGAGAGCAGACUUAAAGACACUGAUGAAUCACGAGUGGAUAAAAACGGCUGAGUCGGAGAAUGUUGACAUUGCUGGUUGGGUAUGCCGUACAAUGGAUCUUCAACCAACCACUCCAACUCGUUUAGCGAACGUACAAUCCUGAAUAAAUGUAACUCUUACAUACUUGACUACUUAUAUACGCGUUCAGUACUCCUAAGUCAGUUAUUAUUUUCUUUUCGUUCGAUUGUAUCAGGCAGUGGCGUUAUUCUUUUUUUUUAUUAUUAUUAUUUUUACUAUUAUUUUUUUUAUACAUUUCUUAGUCUAUCCCAUCCCUUAUUGUUUUAACACGUUCACGCCGGCACUAUCAUUUACGUUUCUCUCUAUGGAACGACGCUCAUAUUAACUCUUUACUUCGUCCUACUCUUUUUCAAUUAAUAUACAUUAAAUUUCCAUUAUUGAAAUCGUAACUAUAUGACAAUUUUUUUUUUAAUUACUAAACGAACUAAAUUUUUAGUGAUACGCUCACUCUAACGAAAAAUACAAGUGUAUGUAAGAUUCGAGCGCGAACCACCGGUGGUACGUACUGACGUGAACGUGUUAAACAAUCAAAUAAAAUUUUGAUGACGCCAGCAGAUUAUUUACACUUAAGAACGAAGUAUAAAUUUUAUUUAUGACUAUAAAAUACUCAACAUCUAUGAUAAAUCCAUGUUCAGAACCGCCAUUAGUCGUAUAAAAAAAUAUUAACGAAUCGACUCAAGCAAAAGGAAAAAAAAAAAGAAAAGAGAAAAGAAAAAAAAAGGAAAUAUGAUUUAAAUAUAAGAUCAUAUCUAUUUGUACAUAGAGGGAAAAUAAUAUAUAGAGAAAAUAAAUUCUACAUAAAAUUAUUUCAUGCCAUUGAACGCCACUGCUCUUAUAUCCGAAUGAUUAGUUUUUAUCUCUAAAAAAAAGUUAGGAUUAUUCUUAUUAUUAUUUUUGGAAAGUAUGUAAGAUAUAUAAACAGUUAUACGAUAUAAGUUUCAAAUUACACUGAUCGAUAUACAAUGUGUUCCCUGUGAUGAUAUUAGGAUACAUGAAUAUGAGCAUCAGGUGUACGAAAGAAAUCAUUUGAAGAAUAUUAGCUAGGUCAAGUUAUUCAUAGAAAAUUUGUACCUGACAUCCUUAGAAUGUUAUUUACAUACUAAUACACAGAUAUAAACACACACAUAAACAUAUAUCACUGAAAAGACUUUGUUCCGUCGCUCAUUGCAGUUUCAUAUAGUUCUUUUAUAUCAUAUACAUACAUAUAUAUGUAUAUAUAACGAGGCUACGAUAAGAGUAUAUACUUGCAUUGUAGACAUUAUCAAAAUAAUCAAUUUUGAAAAAUAUCUUCCAAAUGAGAUAAAUAAUUUAUACGUUCCAAGUUAAUUAAUAAUAUAAAUGAUUUCCUUUCGUGUAUAUGAUUGAUCCAAAUUAUUAAUUAACAAUAUGGAAAUCUCUUAUAUAAAUAAAUGUGGCCUCAAAUGUCAAAAGAUACAAGUGUUAGUGUGAUCUUAAAAUAUGUCCAUGUGUUCACACGAAAUAUAUAUAUAUAUAUAUAAAUAUAUAUAUAUAUAUAUAUUUAUACUUAUAAAUGCAUUUGUCGUAUAAUUAUGCAUCGAGUUUCUCCUAUGUAAUCUAAAUAAAUUACAUACGAUAAACUAUCUUCGUCGCUUAUCGAUUAGCUUUGUAUUCAUGGACAUUUAAAUAGUUAGAUACUAGUAUCUUUAUUGUCACACUGUAUACUAUAUGUUAUAUUUCAAGCCAUGUAUGUGUAUAUAUAUAUAUAUAUAUAUAUAUAUAUAUAUAUAUAUAACUUUUGUGAGUAUUAUACGGUUAAAUGUAUUGUCAUCGGAUCCUUAAAUUUUUUAUAUAUAUAUAUAUAUAUAUAGAUAAAAAAAUAUAUAAGAGAGAAAGAAUAUUGAUUUUGAUCAAUAUUAUGUGUAUCAAGCCAAAUUGCACUUUAUAUGAUAAAAGCAAAAGCGAUUGGUCUGUGUUACACAUACACAUGCAUAGAUGGUGUAUAUGGAUAUAUGAGAUAAUGUAUGUAAUUCUAUUAAAAAUGAUCGUCCUUAACAAUCUCUAUCUCUCUUUCUCUCUCUUUCUCUCUCACUCUCUCUCACUCUCUCUUUCUAUCUUUCUCUCUUUCUCUCUGCUUGUCUGAAAGACGACUUUCAUAGAUGCAACUGCAGGUAUAGGCAGUAUCAGCCUAUUCCGAUUUGGCUUAAAAUAUAUCGGAGUGUAUUACAAUAAGAAUGUUUACAAAA